Messenger RNA from Paramecium sonneborni, 1035 nucleotides. Lineage: Eukaryota; Ciliophora; Oligohymenophorea; Peniculida; Parameciidae. The record is from the annotation of a GenBank genome assembly.
AUGGAUUCAACAAAUGUAUAUGAUAUAUCGAUUGAUCACCCAUCGGAUUCUUCUGCUUAGAAAGAUCAUGGAAUAUCUUAAACUCUUUAAGAUUAAUACGAUUUUGAAAAUCUAAACUAAGAAUUUUAAAACCUUGAGAUUGUUUUAGAUAUUAAUGAUGUUUUAAAUUAAGUUUGGAACUUAAAAAUGGCUGAAAAAUAUGAGAAUACCCUUUAAAAUCAUAGAGAUUAUAAAAUAAUCAUCAACAAAUUGCUUGAAUAUUUUAAGAACAAUAUUGAAAAAGCCAAAAUAUAUAUGUAUUUACCAAUGGAUAAACAGACUAAAUAUACUGAAGAAAUUGCAGAAUUCUUUUACUAUUUAUUAAUGAAGGAUGUUAAAAGAAUUUAGGCAAAACAUAUUAUCAAAUACAUUGAAUUUUAUAGCCAAAAACCCUUCAAAAUUGAAGCUUUUAAAAUAUUUGCUGAUAAAUGUAAUAUAAGUCUUACAGGAUACAAUUUGAAUGAAUAUAGAAAGAAAAAUGAAAAAACUAGAAAAAAUUUAGUAAACUAUAAUUAAAGAGAUAUGUAACUAUUUUAAAGAAAUACUAUAAAAUUACUUGACAUUUUAUAUAAAAAUUAAUAUAUAGAACUUGCAAUUGCUAUUGAUUUAUUAAUGAUAGGAGAUUUUGCUAUUGAUGAAGUUGUUAAUGCAAAAGGUUAUCAAGUUUAAAAAACUAAUAAUUCAUACAUAUUUAGAAUAUAUUAAUAAACUUUCCUCAAUAUGAGAAAAUCUCUCUAGUUAAAUAUUAAUUGGUUUCAUAAAAGAACUUAAUUAUAAUUAGACACUUUCCUUGGUUAAAAUGUAUACCUAGUAUCAUUGCCAGAAAGUGCAGACAGGAGAUCCAAGUUGACUUAAAGAUUAAGAUUAGCAAAAAAAUAAAUUAGAGGAAAAGGGUAUUUUUAAAAUAAAAAAGAAGAAUCAUUUUUCUUUUCUUAUCUUAAGAGCCUUAAAGUAGAUCAGAUCAAAUAGUUUUUUAAAGGAUAUAAUCCUGAAUGA